GCGAGCUCAAUGGCUCGUGGAGGAGAGAGAGAGAGAGAGAGAGAGAGAGAUUUCUUUGCAUUGUUUUCGAGAUCGCGACGGCCGUCAGCUGCGAGCUUGUAGCAUUUUACUACUCGGCGCGCAUAAUGGCUUUUCAGUAGUACAACGCGUUCGAGUGCUAUAAACAAACAAGUAGUAACAGUCGAGCGAUCUUUGAUCUCGGCUGUAUACAAUACUGCACGCGGAACAAGUGGCGUAUAGCCUGCCAAGAUUCAAGUGGGCUGGAGUCGGCAGCAGCAGCGGCAGCAGGAGAAGAAGAGCAUCGCCGCAGCUCCGGACGCCGCCCCCUCUCCGGGUCUCUCGCACACAUCAGAGAGGGAGAGAGAGAGAGAGAGAGAGAGAGAGAGAGAGAGAGAGAGAGAAGAAGACAGAGCGUCGUGCGCACGCACUUGUCGAGGUGCGCGCGCGCCGGAGACGAGACCCGGGGACGGCGGGGAGCGAGCGCGCGCAUCGUCGGAUAGCAGCCACUAUACAUACUAUACACGGAGAGCGUAGAGCGCCAGCGAGAAAGAGAGAGAGAGAGCAGUUGCGGAGCAGCCAUCGAGUGCGUCUUCUCUCUCUCUCUCUCUGUCUCUCUCUCUUUCUCUCUCUUCCCCUCGGACACGUAAGAGCGAGAGGUGUAGAGAGAGCAGAGAGCAGUAGCCAUGGUGAGCAGCCCGGCAGUAGCAGCUCCUGGGGAGUGAGAGGAAGUGCGCGCUUAAUGUUGCCGAUGCCGCGAGACGACGCGAUAUGAUUAGCUGGCCAGUAACGAGGGAACGAAGAAGAAGACGAAGAAGGAGCAGCAGUGGCCAACAUCACGAUGAGGCAGCAGUACUCGGACAAGUGCAGCAGCAGCAGAAGAAGCAGCAGCAGCAGCAACAGCAGCAGCAGCUCGUCCCAGCAGCAGAAGCAGCAGCUGAGAGUCGGGCUCCUCGCUGCAGCGGCUUGAAUCGGCUGCAGCCGCAGUCCAGUGCUGGAGCAUCGCUAGCGGGGCUCGAGCAGUACCUGCAGCCGGCCUCGCGAUGUCGCUCGCCUGCGGCUACUCCGAGAUCACGUAGUAGCGCCGUAGCAGCCGCUUACUGCACGGACGACCACGACGACGACGACUACUACUACUACGACUACUACUACUACCGCAGCUACCUGCACUACGUCAUGUGAAUAGAUCGUCGCCGCUGUCCCCCAUCGCAGACAAGCAGCAGUGGUCGCUCACGCACACACGUACGCUGCGCGCACUCCUCUGCGGAUAGAUAGGGGCAUAGAGAGAUUGCGCGAUCGUGUGUGUGCCUCGUAAUAAUAGUGAUAGCUACAUAAUAGAGAGCUGAGAGGGAGAGAGAGAGAUCUGCCGGAGCGCGCGCGCGCGCGCGAUGCAGGAUGCUGCACAAGAGGGCUCGCUUCUAGUGGAAUCCGCGUCGACCAGCCGAGGCAACGAGGAAAAACACAGAGGAGCUCGCUGCUGAGAUUAAGGAAGAGGAGGAGGAGGAGGAGGAGGAGGAGGAGGCGGGGGGUGUGUGCUUGCGAGGUAGCGUAGUUGGAUCGGCGGCCUCACGGUGAAGAUCUGGCGCGAGAGGCGCCAGCGCGGCGGCAGCGGGAGCGGCGCUGGCCCAGGAGCUGCUACGCUGCAGCAGAUGGCGGCCCAGGGGCCCCCAACGACGAGUCAGGCUCAGCAGUCUGCUGCUGCUGCUGCAGCUGCGCUCGCACAACAGCAGCCGCAGCAACUGCAGCAGCAGCUCGAGCCGACAGUCGUUGUCGGACACGGGCACACCUUCGCCAAGAAGACCUUCCACAAGCCGACCUACUGCCACAGCUGCACCGACAUGCUCUGGGGCAUCAUACAGCAGGGAUACAUUUGCGAAGUUUGCAACUUCGUGGUGCACGAGCGCUGUCUCAAGACCGUCGUUUCUCCCUGCUCCAGCAUCUCGGCAAACCUCAUUAAGAACCCGGUGGCGCAUUGUUGGUCCGAGCCGGUACACCACAGGAAGAAAUUCUGCAACGUUUGUCGGAAGCGGCUCGAUGACAAUCUGUCCAUACACUGCGAAAUAUGCGAGUACUACGUUCACACGGAAUGCCAGGACUUUGCGGUGGCGGACUGCAAGGAGAACGCGACGUACCUGCCCGGCAAGGAUCUGUCGUCGGUGAAGCACACGCAUCACUGGCGAGAGGGAAACCUUCCGAGCACCUCCAAGUGUGCCCUGUGCAGAAAGACCUGCUUCUCCGUCGAGUGCCUGGCCGGCUAUCGAUGCGAGUGGUGUGGCAUGACGUCGCAUGCCGCCUGCUACAGGGAGAUCCCCGAGGAGUGCACCUUCGGCAUGCUCGAGCCGAUCUACCUGCCGCCCCACGCGGUCAGCAUUCCACGGACGGAAGUACCCAUGGAGGCCAUAAUCGGGGUGCAAGUGCGCCGAAAAGAAAUCCUGGCGCAGGAGAACAGCGGCGAGCAAUUCGAUUUUGCGGAGAGCGAACGUGUCGGCGACGCGGCGGGGACGGGCCGCCGGCUGGCCGCGGCUUUGAGGCGGCUUUCACUAGUUUUGCCACGUAGCUGCCAUGGAAAUUGUCAUGCUUCCCCUCCCUACGUCGAAGCGCGCAGCAUCUCGGAGGAGUUCAGCAGCGGCGACACGCGCUGCCGGGACAACGAGGAGCACGCGGCGCAGCCGAGCACCGGGACACAUCGAGAUCCCCGGUCCGGCAAGGAUAAGGACGACAAGGAACGAGACGAAGAGAUGAUCAAAGUAUACGACGGCAGCAAUUCCCUGAGACGGCGAAUAUUCCGAGUGAUCAGCGUGUCCCGACAGGCCACGAUCGAGCAGAUCCUGACGCUGGCACUGCAAGCAUUCCACAUUACCAAGGACCCGAGCAAUUUUUACUUGACCGACCUGUACACGAACGAGGAGACACCCCUGUGCGAUCCCACGCCGAUCUCCAACCUGACGCGCAAGGAAGCCAAACGUCCGGCUGUCUUUCUGCGAUACAAGGAUGUGGAGAGCGGCGAGGUGCGCGUGUACCCGGGCAAGCUGCAGGUGUCGGACGCCUUCUGUAUAGUUUCCGUGACGGAGUCGACGACGGUCGCCGACCUGAUAAAAGAGGCGAUCCUGCGCUUCGGUCUGGAGAACAACAACUGCGAGAACUAUCGCUGCAGCGAGAUCCUCCUAGAUCGCGGAGCGGUGACGGAACGAGUGCUGACGCGGGACGAGCGGCCGCUGGAGAUCGUGAAGCUGCUGGGGAAGGACUCGAUCAGGCAAAUGGAAUUGAUGCGGUUCUACCUCCAGUUGAAGCAGGACCCGCACGGGCCGAACCUCGCUCUGUUCGUUGGCAACCUGCCGCCCGGACUCUCCGAGCGCAUGUACGAGAACAUGCUCAUGGAGUUCCUGGGCAGGGAGAACAGGUUCUCCUCGAUCGGGCCGAUCUACUACGAGUACGGUUCGAUGGUGAUAAUUUACGAGGACUCCAACACGGCGGUGCGCGCGCUCUACACGCUCCGCGAAUCCAAAUACGAAGACAAGCAUCUCCUGGUGAUGCUGCUUCCGAGCAUCGAGCCGAGCAUGGUGCCGUCGGGCGUGCAGCCGCUGCUCGUUUUUGUAAAUGUCAAGUCGGGCGGCUGCCAGGGCCUGGACCUCAUCUCGAACUUCCGCAAGCUGCUCAAUCCGUACCAGGUUUUCGACCUGGACAACGGCGGUCCGCUACCCGGACUCUACGUGUUUCGGCACAUCAAGAACUACAAGAUUCUGGUCUGUGGCGGCGACGGCACGGUGGGCUGGGUCCUACAGUGCCUGGACAACGUCGGCCAGGACAGCGAGUGCUCCUCGCCGGCGUGCGCGAUCGUGCCGCUCGGUACCGGCAACGACCUGGCUCGAGUGCUAAGGUGGGGAUCGGGCUACACCGGCGGCGAGGAUCCUCUCAGUCUGCUGAGGGACGUCAUAGACGCGGAGGAGAUUAGGCUAGACAGGUGGACUGUUGUCUUUCAUCCCGAGGAGAAGGAGGACAAGUUUCAGGCGCUCGUACCCAAUAACCAGGUGGUCGCAGGAUCGACUAGCGAAGACAAUACGCAGAUAUACGUGAUGAACAACUACUUCGGCAUUGGGCUGGACGCAGCUCUGUGCCUGGACUUCCACAACGCGCGCGAGGAGAACCCCAACAAGUUCAACAGCCGACUGCACAAUAAGAGCGUCUACGUCAAAAUGGGACUGCGCAAGAUGGUCGGCCGCAAACCCUGCAAAGACCUGCAUCGCGAGAUCAGGCUCGAGGUCGACGGCAAGGUCGUCGAACUACCGCAGGUCGAGGGCAUCAUCAUCCUCAACAUUCUCAGUUGGGGUUCCGGCGCCAAUCCCUGGGGUCCCGACAAGGAGGAUCAGUUCAACAAGCCGAACCACUGGGACGGCAUCCUGGAGGUCGUCGGCGUCACCGGCGUCAUUCACCUCGGACAAAUUCAGUCGGGGCUUCGCAAUGGCAUGCGGAUAGCUCAGGGCGGACACAUAAAAAUCCACUUGCACUCGGACAUCCCGGUACAAGUGGACGGCGAACCUUGGCUGCAAAGUCCCGGGGACGUCGUCGUACUGAGAUCCGCGCUGAAGGCGACCAUGUUGAAGAAAAAUAAGAUCAAGCGUCGGAAUACCGAACCGUCGAUCCUACCCGCUAACGGGGAGGGGGGCAAGAGCACGGACGAGUAGAUGCCAAAGCCAACGUCCCCCCUCUCAUAUAAUUACAAAUUGUAGACAAAAAUUAUAUAUACGACUCUCGUUGAGCGGCUCGCUAUGUAUAAAAUACUCUGAUUAACGAACGCACACAUCAUACACACACGCGCAGACCUAUUCGCGCGAGGUUCAACCUUUCGGAGUGUUUUUUUGGGCAAAGAUAAACUCCGAGAAGCUCGGCGUUAACUGCGUAGUGAGGAAACCGCGUGCUUAAGAUAUAUAUAUAUAGGCCGAGAAAAACGAUGUAUAUCGAAAGAGUGUAUAGAUGGACGGCGAGGCGAUUUUCAUGUGGAGACUCACGGGGCGUCCGCGCGACACGAUGCCAAUGAAAGCGACAUGUUCUAAUUGUCCUAUAUGCUUAUUUUUCCAGAGUACAAAAUACGAUACACUAUAUAAUAUAUAUAUAUAUAUAUCUGUGCGUUAUCUAAGUAUAAAUAUAAAGAGAAUAUAAAUAUAUAACGAAAGGUGGACGCCCCGUUUGACGCGAAAGUCGCUUCCGCGGUCGUCGUCGUGCGCCGUUUUUCUCGGUUUGGAAUGACGAAACGAUGUAUACGUGCGAUGCGACGCAUCGAAGCUAUAUACUUUAACUAUUCGCUCAUGUUAUUCUUUCACUCUUCCCUAUCUCUCUCUCUCUCUCUCUCUCUCUCUCUCUCUCUCCCCUUUUCUCUCGCAACGUGUCUUUGCGAAUAACUCUCGAUCUCACAUGUGGCUAUAAUAUGUUAUACAGUGUUGUUGUCCGUUGCAUGCGCGGUAUGAAAUGCGACCGUUUUUUUUCGGGCGAACGAUCACUCGGCAAAAAUGACGUCAGACGGAGAGCCGCUUUAAACAAAGUAUACAUAUAAAUAAAUCAUAUAUUAGACAUAUUAUUCUAGUCAAGGGAAGUUCUCUCUCCUUAUCCUCUUUUUCGACAAUCACGUGUACGAAGAUUUAUUUUUACAUGAUGUCAUAGUUUUUUCGACAGAUUGAUCAUAUCGUAGUAUCCUAGUGUGAGAAUACAAUAUUAUAUUGUUAUACGAUUAUAUUGCAUUAUUAUACAUAUUCGACACGUAUAGAUUAUAUAGUUGACUCUCUCGCAUGUGUAUACUUGCAGUUUUUCUAUAGAGUCACAUUAACGCGCGCAUAUGUAUUAUAUAGAGAUCAGGUGUAUAAUUAUAACGUCUAUAUAUAUAUAUCAGAGUUUAUUGUAAUAACGAGAAGCAUUAAGGUGAUAUAUUACGUACUUAAGUAGGUCGCGCCCGACGACGACUAUAGUUGACAGAGAGAAAACUUUAAUAAACGUUGUUGACCAUAUAUUAUAAUCGAAGCGGCGGCUGUUGCUCGUUCUUUUUUCUUCUUUUACAUUUUGUCGAGUGAUCGAAUCGCGACGAGAAUUCGCUUCUCGAGCUACUGUGCGAAGGGAAAAUCAAUACGAUCGUGCUUAUCGAAUACUUAUAUAGCGAUGUGUAUCAUAUUAUGUAUUCAGUAAGUAUAUUCUAUACCGACUUGUUACGAUAGAGAGAGUUGAAUUUACGAAAAUUUUAGAAGCUUCUGGCUUUUUUAUCAAGUAUACAAAUUAUAACAUAGUUUAAUAUUAGAGAAGCUAUAUCUUAAACGAUGAAAAUUCACGCGCGCACGCAUCGCAGAGGCACGACUAAUUCGCUAUUGAGAAUUUCCAUGGGGGAAAAAAAAAAGGUUACUACCCUGCCACUUCGAGUCAAUAUAUGUAUAUCUUUCGCUCUCCAUCUCUCAGUGCAAAUUCUCGCAUACGAUUUUCCCGACACGUACACAUACACAUACGCAUCUACAGACAUACUGCACCUGCAGCGACGACAUUUACAUUUUGGUACAUGCCUGCAACACACGAGUAGUUUCUCUCUCCACUUGUGGUCGGGUUAUACACAGCAGACCCUAUCUCCCUCUCGCGUAAGCUUUUCUCGCAUAUACACGUAGACUGUAUACCGGCUAUUAUCCGCUUACCACACAUGCCAUUAUGUCCGUCACUUGCGCGUACAGUAGAGUAAAAAGUCCAUACGACGCAACACGCCGUUUUCCUUUUCUCUUUUCUCAACUGGCUAUUCUAUCACCAAGCUUAUACUUACACACGUGACGAUGACGAUGAUUUUUUUCCUAUACUGCUGUAUAACCCUGGUUCAAAGUCUUCCUGUAUAUUAUAUACGAUGUCGAACUAUCCCUCUGCUCUUUUUCUCUCUAUCUCUUUUCUCUCUGUCUUUCUCUCUCCUUCCUUCUCUCCUAGAUGAUCAUUCAGGUCGCCGUUCUAUUUAUGCGCCCUUUUAUCGUAGACCGAUUAUUAUUACUUAUACAUUAUAUACAUACCCUGUAUUUAAUUAGCCGUAUAUUUUGUAUGAACUUGCAUUUCUCGCAUUUGGAGGCUUAUUAUCCUUUCUCAAGCUUUGGACAUUGUGAUUUUGUAAAUAUGUAUGUAAUCUUUCGUUACACAUAUGUGUGCAUCUGUAUACAAUUCGAGAAAGCUAGUCAUGGCGCGUAUGUGCUAGCUGCGAAAGGAUGAUUUUUCCAAGUGCGCUACUGUAUUUCUUUUUUUUUUGGACCUGAUCUGUUGUACUUUAUAUACCAUCAUAGUCAUGCGUAUGUAUUAACUUUAGUAUAUCAGUGAUGUAACGUAUCUGUAUUUAUAACGUUUUGUUUUUCUUUACAAGUAUAUAUUGUUUUAUUUUCUAUUUAUUUGAGCGCCGAGUACUUGCGUAGUGCAUUAAGUAGGUAUACGUAUGUAUCUAUCGUUUGUCACGUAACUAUGUACCAUAUAAAUUGUUAAAUUAAUGCCAAUAUUUUUGUUUUUCUCUGUAUUUUUUUACUGUGUUUGGCCUCUUUAUUUGCGCUCUCUCUCUCUCUCUCUCUCUCUCUCUCUCUCUCUCUCUCUCUCUCUAUUAUGCUGUGUGAUCGCGAGCUGAUAUGAAUUUUGUUUUUCUAUAUAGAUUACAUACUUACAUACAGCCAACGUUCUGCGAGAAAUCAGUUAGCUAACCAUUAAAAAAAUCAGCCAGCAAACGAUUUCUCACAGAACGAAAGCUUCGCACUCAGCCUCUCCACCUUCCAUACAUCAUAUAAUAUAUCACAGCUAUAACGUUGUUGGGAAAUCUGAAAAAAAUUAAACACCCAAACACACAUGGUAAUCCGACCAGCAUACAUAGUCGGACUAUCAUAUACAUCACAAAUAACACACCCACACAGUACGCUAAAAAAGAAUGGCAAAAGUGAACCCAAAAAAAUCUGUCUCGACCGCGCACAGGCGACGAUGCUGAGGAAGCCGAAGAGCAAAUGACGAAGGAACACGGAGUCGAGCGGCGGCCAACAGCAGCAGCUCGCGCUCCAGGCACCAACGGGUUCCAGCGGCCAGACGAGUUCAUCAGCUGCUGCAGCGGGUACACCUACAGCACCGAACGAGCCGGACUCGGCCGACGACCUGUGAGCGCGAUCAUCGACUCCGUUAACGUUAGACAUGCAUACACACACAGAGACACGCGCGUUGUACAUCGAUUUUCAAAGAGCAGAGAGAUGUAUGAUGCGGGGAGGAUAAUUAUAAUACGCUUGAAAAGCGACGACGCGGACGGUUGUGCUCGUCGCGGAGGGAGACGUGGGCCGGCGGAAGCUUCAUGGCUUUUCCGCUGCUCCCCGACUCUCCCUUUCGUUCAGAUAAACUUAAUACACUAAUAAUAAUAACGUGAAGAAAAAAAUAAAACACACACUCAUACAAACACACUCGAGAUAGCGGCGAAUAUACUUCAUCCUAUGUUUUCCGGCACACAUACGCGCUCUGUGAACGAAAGCCGAUCGAUCGCUUCUUUUUCGCGAGGGACGAUGUGUUUUUUGUAUACCGAGAGAGAGAGAGAGAGAGAGAAAGCAUAAUUAUAUGUAAAGCCUUGUUUCGCGUGAGCUAUUGUAAUAGGCUGAUGCUGUACUCUCUGGUGCGCCAACGAAAAACACGCAUUAAUUCGCACAAACGAUCUCCUCGUGUUUUUUUCUCGCGUUUACCGAUUGAACGUUGUUAUUAUAAACACGUGUAAGAAGAUUUGAAAAAACCAAACUGUAUAUCGUUUCGCCGCGUACUUUCCCUCUCCGUAUACACUAUACGUAAAGGCAAUGUUUAUCGCACGCAAUUACGCGCUCUAUAUAUUUUUAUCGAACUUAACGGAAUCUCCAGAAUGACACGUUAUAUAUGAUACACGUAUUGCACAAUCUACACACACACAUAAAGACAGGAAUCCCGGCGAAGCGACCUCUCGCUUAGCAAUUUUUAUCGAAAUUAUUAUUAUGCACAAGAAAUACAUUAUAAUACACGCAAAACACGUACAAACAAAAAACGCCGCUGCGCGCGAUAUGAUAAACACAGCGCGCGAUGACGACGUCGCGCGCAUAAUAGGAGCGAAAUAAAAAAUAAAUAAAAAUAAUAAUUUUAAAAACGGCGAAUCGUACAUUAUUAGCAUUUACUCGUCAUCGUGACGGCGCUAGUCGCGUGUCACGAUGUAAAAGAAAAAAAAAACAAAUUUAAGUAAAUAAUUAAAUGAAGAGAGGAUAAGAGAAAGAGAGGAAGAUAGUACACUUGUUAGAGAAAGAGAAAAAAAGCGAGCGCGAACGAGAGAGAGAGAGAGAGAGAAAAAAGCCGGUUGUUAUUACUGCAUUACUCUAUGAAAUAUUUACGAUCGAGUGGAUAUAUGAUCGCCGCCGCACAGACGUUUUCCUUUCAAUCAUUCGUUAUACCGUACUCAUACACACAUAUGAUAAUAUACAUAUUAUUAUGUUUCGACUAUACAUUUAUUGCACACGUAUGUACAUUCACGAUGCAUCGGAUAUAUCAAUUCGUUGUACACACUACGUUGCCGCAUCGUGUCUGAAUAAUUCUCUCGCGAAUAAAAAGUAGCCUCUUCUCCAAAGCUCUCGCGCGAAUUAUUCAGCACAUCACGUGCGCAGUAGUAUACAGCCUCUCUCGCGCGCGCAGGAGGAUGUGUACGUAUGUGUAGCCUCGAAAAAAAAAAAAAAAAGAGAGAGAAAAACGUGCGCGGAGCUUAAUUUGACCGUAUGCAGGCCAAGUGGCACGUGCUCCUUUCCUUCGGACGAAUCAAACGCGCGAUGUGCUCUGUACUAUUGUGUGAACGUGUAUAUGCGAUGUGAGGCGACGAUUUUUCCUCUCAUGUUUUGUUGUUUUGCCGGCGAUCGGUGUGACAUCCCGAGAUACAGGGACGGCACGGUGCCAAAGACAGAUUACACAUUAAACUCGAGAGCUGCGCGUAUAGAGACGUAUAUUAUAGACGUAUAAUCGACUGUUGAGCCGAUCGCCGUGUAUAAAGUCUGUACUUUUUGUUCUCGAUUCUUUGUGUUCCGAUGAAGACGUAUACUUAUACUUGAGAAUCUUCGGAGUGUGUGUGUGCGUGUGUGUGUGUGUGUGUAACGAGAUCAAUCCGCAGCGCGUCCGUGGACGGUCCCGCGGACAGAGCGUGUGCCCGAGAUAAGAGAGAGAAAAAUCAAUUCUGGUGUAUAAAGUGCACACACAUACACACACACUGCGCUGCUCCCCUUCCUAUAUACGCUAGCUAAAUAUCAAUCUAUGUAACACGUAUACGACGGCGAGAGGCGUUUCUUAUACUCGAAGGAUAUGCGUGUAAGCGACGGAGACUAUACGUUUUCAUUAUACGGAUUACUCUGUAUUAAGCCACUGUAGACAGGAAGACAGGAUUUCUCAUUUCAACGUCUACCAUUAUUAUUAUUAUUCAUUAUUGAUUCAUACGAGGAUUAUAAAUAUAGCUGUAUAUGGACUGGUUGACACAAUGCGUGCGUUCGCGAUUAGACGGUCGAACGUUAAAGCGACACGACUGCUCAACGGAGUAUCUUAUAUAGUGUGUAAAGCCGCGGAGGGAGAGAGAGAAUUCUAUUAUAUGAAGAAAUUUCCCUAUUAUACAAAUAUACGAGAGAUAGAGAGGCGUUUUUGACGACGAUGAUCUGAUAAACGAUGAUGAUGACACACGCAUAUACACACACGCACACGCAACAAACAGAGAUACGUAAAAUAAAGCGCAAAACUUAUAAGUGAACAAAAAAAAAAAAAAAAUAUUG
Nasonia vitripennis (jewel wasp) is the source of this 10766-nucleotide messenger RNA. RefSeq names its product diacylglycerol kinase theta. Gene Ontology annotation, biological process: intracellular signal transduction; diacylglycerol metabolic process; lipid phosphorylation. The transcript has 17 exons. Gene Ontology annotation, molecular function: ATP-dependent diacylglycerol kinase activity; RNA binding. NCBI's taxonomy places the organism in Eukaryota, Metazoa, Arthropoda, Insecta, Hymenoptera, Pteromalidae. The record is from RefSeq and is a predicted model, not a curated record. The coding region runs from base 1647 to 4679 and encodes 1010 amino acids.